AUCAGCUGUUCCCUGUCAACCAACCUCAGUCUUCCCGGGUUUGUUGUGGAAUUCGGUGUCGUGUCUUAUUUUGGUCUUCGCGGGCGGUUUUAUGAAUUUUUGUGUCGUCCUUUGAAACAAUGUCGGGAUUGAGUAUAGAAAAGGUCGUUCAGCUGCAGCACGACGUUGCGUCAGUUCGCAACAUUUGUAUUUUGGCACAUGUGGACCAUGGCAAGACGACGUUGGCGGAUUCACUUGUUGCGGUUACUGGGAUAAUAUCGCAGAGGUUGGCUGGCAAACUCAGAUACUUGGAUUGCCGCGCAGACGAGCAGGAACGUGGCAUCACCUUGAAGAGCAGCAGCAUCACCUUGCAUUACACGAAAGCAAAUUCCAACAAGGAUUAUUUGGUGAACUUGAUCGAUACCCCUGGACAUGUCGACUUCUCCAGCGAGGUCUCGACGGCGGUGCGUCUAUGUGACGGAGCGGUGGUUGUGGUGGACGCAGUGGAAGGUGUUUGUCCCCAAACGAGAGCAUGUCUUGAACAACUUUACAAGGAACACUUGAAACCAAUUUUGGUUGUGAAUAAAAUCGAUCGACUGAUCUUAGAAAAGAAGAUGGAGCCCUUAGAUGCAUACAUUCACCUGACCCAAUUACUGGAACAAGUUAACGCAGUGGUUGGAAAUAUAUUUGCCUCCGAUGUGAUGGCAAAAGAAGACUUAACGGAAGAGGUAGGUAGUUUUGAUAGUGAUAAGAAUCAAUUAUUUACUCAAAGCUUUCAGGGAAAUUAUACAUCCGCACUUGAAUUCACUGAUGAUUCGACAUUGUACUUUUCACCGGAAAUGGAAAAUGUUUUGUUCUGUUCAGCUGCGGAUGGAUGGGCGUUUUCUGUUCGAAAAUUUGCUAAUAUUUAUAAGGAUAAGCUGAACAUGUCUUCUGAUGAAUUGACGAAAGUGCUUUGGGGUGACUAUUAUUACAGCACGAAGAAGAAAUGUUCUGUGUCAGGAGCACAGGAACAAGCGAAGAAACCCAUGUUUGUCCAAUUUGUAUUGGAAAACAUUUGGAAUUUGUAUGAUUUGAUUUGUAUACGAAAAGAUAAAGACAAGAUACCGGAUAUUGCUAGUAAAUUAGGAAUAACUUUGACGAUUCGUGACUUGCGUUCUACCGAUCCAAAAUCACAAAUUCGGGCUUUAUUCUCACAAUGGCUUCCGAUCCAUGUGGCGGUACUCGAGAUGGUGAUCGAUAGCGUUCCAGGUCCGAAGAACAUGUCCGGCGAAAGAGCGGAGAAGCUGUUAUGUUCAGCAAAUCUAGACUUCUCAUCAUAUCCAAAAGAAACACAAAAGUUGAAGUCGGAUUUCAUUUCGUGUGAUCCAAAUAAUUCCAAUGUCGUUGCAUUUAUCUCUAAAAUGGUACCUAUUGACAAAUCUCGCUUGCCGCAAAACAAACCCAAGCCUCUAACGGCAGAGGAAAUUCAGCAGCGAAGAGAAUUAAUCAAACAAAGAAUAGAGGAACGAAAAAGAGUUGCCGAACAACAAGACAUAACGACUGGAAUGGAAAACUUAUCAACAAAGGACGAGACUAAGCCUGUUGAUGACAAUGAAGUGAAACCGAAGGAAGAUGAAAUCGAUCAAGAAUUCAUCGCAUUUGCACGCAUUUUCAGUGGCACUCUGAAACCGGGCAUGAAGCUGUAUGUUCUCUCGCCUAAACAUGAUCCGAGGAAAGAAAAUUUGAAUCCCAUCGAUUCUCCGCAUAUUAUAGAAGUUAAUAUUGGUAACCUAUACCUUUUUAUGGGCGGCGAAUUAGAAAGUUUAUCUGAAGUUCCAGCUGGAAAUAUUGUUGGCAUUGGGGGUUUGCAAGAUGUUGUGCUGAAGUCAGCGACAUUAGCUAACAACAUAUAUUGCCCGUCAUUCAGUGAACUAAGUUUAAUGGCAACGCCCAUUCUAAAAGUUGCCCUGGAGCCAGUUAAUAUAUUUGAAAUGCCCAAACUUCUAAGUGGUUUGAAACUCCUCAACCAAGCUGAUGCUUGUGUACAGGUUUCCAUUCAAGAAUCGGGUGAACACACUAUUACUACUUUGGGUGAAGUUCAUUUGGAAAAAUGUGUUAAAGAUUUGGAAGAAACUUAUGCAAAAAUUAAAUUGCAUGUGUCAGCCCCUAUAGUUUCAUUCCGGGAAACGAUUGUCCCCGAGGCUACAAUUGACAUGGUUAAUGAGGCAAUUGUUAAAACAGAUAAUGAUAUCACGAAGAAGAUUGUGUCAAUACAAACGGCGAAUAAGUUGGGAUCUAUAAGAAUACUAGCGCUCCCUCUUUCUGAUAGUGCUAUAAACGCUUUAGAUCAACAUCUGGAGGUAUUGAAGACAUUAUCAAUGGUGUCUAAAGUGAAUCCAUUCCCUGAAAAAUUCAUGUCGCCACUUAAACAAUUAAAAAAUGGUUUGUCAAAAGAAUUAGAAAAACUAGAGCUUGGCCAAUUUAGUGAUUGCUUAAAUUUGGCCGAGAAAGUCUGGUCGGUCGGUCCUAAGAAAUGCGGUUCGAAUAUUUUACUGAACUUAACUGACUACAAACAUCAGAACUUUUGGAAAACAAACCCGAAUGAAGAUGAUUUGAAUUUUAAUAUCGACGAUAUUCGAAACGAUUACAAUAGUUCGUUUAUUAAUGGAUUUCAAUUAGCCUCAUCGGCUGGACCGCUCUGCGAAGAGCCUAUGCAAGGAGUCGCAUUUGUUAUUUUAGAGUGGCGAGUGGAUGAAAGUGAUGAAUUGAAUUCGAAAGUUUUUGGACCUUUCUCAGGUCAAGUUAUGUCUUCAGUGAAAGAAGGUUGCAGAAAAGCUUUCCAGGCACAACCUCAACGACUUGUAACUCCAAUGUACACGUGCAACAUUGUUGUGAAUUCGGAAGUAUUAGGAAAAAUGUAUGCAGUUAUAGCCCGUCGUCAUGGAAGGAUUUUAUCUAGCGAUUUGACUCAAGGCAGUGACAAUUUUGCAGUAACGGCCGUUUUACCUGUAAUUGAAUCGUUCAAUUUCGUCCAAGAAAUUCGCAAACAAACUUCCGGAUUAGCAUGCCCACAACUUAUCUUUAGCCACUGGGAGGUUAUUGACAUUGACCCAUUUUGGAUCCCGUCCACGGAGGAAGAAUAUUUGCACUUUGGCGAAAAGGCGGAUUCGGCUAAUAGAGCUAAAAAAUAUAUGGACAGCGUCCGGAAACGAAAAGGAUUGGCAGUGGAGGAGAAAAUUGUUGAACAUGCAGAAAAGCAGAGAACAUUGUCAAAAAAUAAGUAAUGUUUGCAAUUAAAAGAUCAGAAUAAAAUAUGGAUGCAAUCGUGGCAGCUUUAA
Messenger RNA from Hermetia illucens (black soldier fly), 3299 nucleotides. Its product is annotated as elongation factor-like GTPase 1. Gene Ontology annotation, molecular function: GTPase activity; GTP binding; ribosome binding. The transcript is spliced from 10 exons. Gene Ontology annotation, cellular component: cytosol; ribonucleoprotein complex. Lineage: Eukaryota; Metazoa; Arthropoda; Insecta; Diptera; Stratiomyidae. The record is from RefSeq and is a predicted model, not a curated record. The coding region runs from base 120 to 3245 and encodes 1041 amino acids. Gene Ontology annotation, biological process: cytosolic ribosome assembly.